Messenger RNA from Oppiella nova, 1443 nucleotides. Lineage: Eukaryota; Metazoa; Arthropoda; Arachnida; Sarcoptiformes; Oppiidae. The record is from the annotation of a GenBank genome assembly.
UAUCAAACCAAAGGAUAUGCCAAAUGUCAUGAGGAAUGGAUCAAAAAGUACGGCCGAAUUGUUGGCUAUUAUUUGGGAGGAAAGCCGUUUAUUCUGAUCGCAGACCCGGAACUGUUAAAAGUGAUUCAAAUCAAAGAAUUCCAUCAGUUCUCGAAGAGACAACUUUUGUUGGACAGCACGGGUCUCAAUGCAAACCCACGCUUAAGCCAUAGUCUGAUUGCUUGCGAAGACAGUCGUUGGAGGGAAAUGCGAUCCACUCUUUCGCCAACUUUUAGCGGAUCUAAACUCAAACAAAUGACUCCUAUUAUGGAGUCCGCUAUCAAUCAGUUUAUCUCAAGAGUCACUGAACACCAGAAACAAGACAAAGAGAUGGAUAUUUAUGAACUGGUCCAGGGCUUGACUAUGGAUACAAUCGCUAAAACGGGGUUUGGAUUUGAGUCCGGAUCACAAACGGAGACCGAAAACAAAGUGAUUCAUGCCGUCAAAGAAACUUUUAAUGUAAAAGUCUCUCAAUUCUUACUAUUCUUAUGGCUUUCAUUCCCCGAAUUGAGAAUAUUUAUUAAUCCUUUGCGAAGAUUUGUGGAACAGAUUAAAGACUAUUUCGGUCAUUCAUACCAUGGAUUCCUUCUUAAAAUUAGUGAUCAAUUGAUUAAACAAAGACGAGAUCAGAAGAAUAAUAGAAGAGAUUUGUUACAAAUGAUGAUUGAGUCCGAGGGCACUGAAGUGCUCUCUAAUGACAAACUAUCCAUCAGUAGUGAUAUGAAUGACGACACUGUCGUUGAAACCAAGAUUAGGAUCAAUAAGAAGGCGAAGAUGACCGACGAUGAGAUCGCCGCCAAUUCUGUGCUGUUCUUCGAAGCGGGUUAUGAGACGACGAGCACUGCUUUGGGAUAUAUAAUGCAUGUCCUCAUCAAUAAUGAGGACAUCCAGGAGAAGGUGAGACAAGAAGUUCAAGAGUUAUUACAAUCGGAUGGAAAACUGGAUUACAAUACAGUCACCAAAUUAAAGUAUAUGGAGUCUGUUAUCUAUGAGACAAUGCGAAUAUUCCCUCCGGUUACCACUUUUAUAUCACGACAAUCCAAGAAUGACUUCCCAUAUAAAGGUCUAACACUUCCAAAAUGUGUUGAUCUUCGAGUUCCCCUCUAUUUCCUCCACAAGGAUCCAGAACUCUGGUCCGAUCCUGAAGUGUUUGAUCCGCAGAGGUUUUCAGAAGAAAAUAAGCAUUUAAUAAAUCCAGUGGUUUGGCAGCCAUUUGGUGUGGGCCCUCGAAACUGCAUCGGAAUGAGAUUUGCUUUGCUUGAGAUUAAACUGACCCUGUCUAAAUUGCUAAACAAAUAUAAAUUCAUUGCAUCAAAGAAUACAGAAUUGGGAGACAUUGAGAGGGAAUUCAAGACUAUUUCAAUGACUCCUAGAAAAGGUGUCUUUACUAAAGCCGUUCUCAUU